CUCCAGUGCUGCUCGCCAUUACCAUUCCGGGCACAGCGCACCUCUGCUCCACACGCAGAAAUGGAGCCGGCUCUGUGGUUGACAGGCGUCCGAGCGCAGGAGGAGGGGUGGAGGAUGAGGAUGAGGAUGCAUGACGGCUGCAACCUUUCAGGCAAUCUGGAUUAACUUGCUCCGAGAGAGAGAGAGAGAAAAAGAGAGAAAGAGAGAGAGGAAUUAGGAACAUCUGGCUGCAACCUCCCUCUCUCCAUCCACAAAGGCGUUUUCUAGCUCUCUCUUUUUUUUGGGGGGGGGGGGGGGAGUUGUCGGGGGUGCGCAGUGGAAGAGGCGAUCCUGCUCAGCCUCCAAAGAAGAAGCCUCGGCAGGACCCUGCAGUGAGCUCGUCCACGCCGUGCGAUGCUCCCGUCGAUCCAUUCUCCUCCUCCUCCUCUUCUUCUUCUUGAAGGACAUCGACGUGCUGCCAAGGCCGGACACAUGUCAGCGCGUCUGGGACUAAAUUCAAUACUGCUCCCGCGAUGCUCGUCUUCUCCGCUGGGAAGGCGCUCCUCUUCUGACUGAUGUGUCUCCGGCAAGGCGUAACAACGUGAAUGACAAGUCCAAUGGAGACCCUCCUGCUUUAUCUGAUUGUCCUCUGUGCGGCUGUCAGGGCCCACAAAGUUCAAGUCUGCCCGAGGCGCUGCAUGUGCCAGGUGCUUAAUCCCAACCUGGCCACGCUGUGCGACAAGAAGGGGCUGCUCUUUGUGCCCCCCAACAUCGACAGACACACCGUGGAAAUGCGACUGGGUGAUAAUUUUGUCACCAGCAUCAAGCGCAAGGAUUUUGCUAACAUGACCAAGCUGGUGGACCUGACGCUGUCCCGUAACACCAUCGGGACCAUCGUUCCUAAUGCUUUUAAAGAUCUGGAGAACCUGCGAGCGCUCCACUUGGAUAGCAACCGCUUGACGCGCAUCACCAACGACACUUUCAGCGGCAUGUCCAAGCUGCACCACCUCAUCCUCAAUAACAAUCAGCUGACGCACAUCCAGAUCGGGGCCUUCAAUGAUCUAACGGCGCUGGAGGAACUGGAUUUGUCCUACAACAACCUGGAGAGCGUCCCCUGGGUGGCUAUACAAAGAAUGUCCAGCCUCCACACUCUCAAUUUGGACCACAAUAUGCUCAGCUACAUUCCAGAAGGCACCUUCUCGGGUCUGCAGAAGCUCAAGAGGUUGGACGUGACCUCCAACAAGCUUCAAAAGCUUCCUCCGGAUCCCAUUUUCCAAAGAGCGGGUGCCCUGGCCACUUCAGGGAUAAUGGGGCCGACGUCCUUUGCGCUGAGCUUCGGAGGAAACCCGCUGAGAUGCAACUGCGAGCUGCUCUGGUUGCGUAGAUUACUACGAGAGGAUGACCUGGAGACCUGCGCGUCACCGCAGCACCUCGCCGGACGCUACUUCUGGUCCGUGUCAGAAGAAGAGUUCCUUUGCGAGCCUCCUCUCAUCACCAGGCACUCCCAGGAGCUGCGAGCUUUGGAGGGUCAAAGCGUCACGCUGCGCUGUAAAGCCCGCGGCGACCCGGACCCCAUUAUCCACUGGAUCGCCCCCGACGGACGCCUCAUGUCCAACUCCUCCCGGGCGACCGUACACACCGACGGCACGCUGGACAUCCUCAUCAGCACCGUCAAGGACUCCGGUUCUUUCACCUGCGUGGCCUCCAACCCGGCCGGCGAGGCCCAGCAGAAGGUGGAUCUGCUCAUCGCCAAACUCCCGCACAUCGGCAACAAUACAGCCGCCGAACGGGAACCCGACCCGGGCUCGUCGGAUAUCACUACGGUGACCAAGACAGGGGCAGAGGGGCCGGGCGGGGUGCCUCUGGGGAACGCUAAGUCCAGCCAAGAGAGGAAAGUGGUCAUCGCCGAGGCCACGUCCAACUCGGCCAUGGUCCAGUUUCAGUUUCAGCGGAACAUUCCAGGGAUCCGCAUGUUUCAGAUCCAGUAUAACGGGACCUAUGAUGACUCUUUGGUCUACAGAAUGAUCCCGCCAACCAGUGAGAACAUCCUACUGAACAACCUGGCGGCAGGGACGCAGUACGACCUGUGCGUCCUGGCCAUCUACGACGACCAAGUGACCUCGCUGACCGCCACCCGGGUCAUCGGAUGCGCCCACUUCACCACUGAGCCGCAGUACCUGAGAUGCCAUUUUAUGCAGUCGCAGUUCCUGGGCGGAACCAUCGUGGUCAUCAUCGGGGGGAUCAUCGUGGCUUCGGUGUUGGCUUUUAUCAUCUUUCUCAUUGUGCGCUACCGGGUGUGCAACCAAGGAGACGCGGACAAGGGGCUGGAGAUGGGUGACAUCCGUUCCCUGAGCAGUGACGGACAGCUUCAAAGCUGCGGGCUUCCGAAAUCUCUCUCCAAGCAGGUCCUGCGUCCGGAGAAGAACGACAAGGACUGUCUAAGAGUUGCUUUGCCUCCGCUGGAGCCAGCCAAGCAGAGAACGCCUGUCACUGCCGCCAACGCCGCUGCCAACGCCAACACCAAACCCUGCGUCCCAGACUGCACGGUGUCCACAUCGGCCGCCAGCCACAGUUGGCACCCGGCAUCCCCGGGCGUCCCCAGAGUGAAACGUUCCACGGCGCCGUCUAAACCCUCCGAGGCACGCCUAGCGGACAUUGAACUCAACAACGUGAACCGCAAUAACUCCUCACAGAUACCGCCCGUCGUGGCAAGAGUCACGCCCGGACAAUGGACCGCAGGUCCCAGGGUUCCGCGAGCCCGCCAGGCACCGCGGCAAUACAUGACUGUGCCCGCCGGGGGUGUGAGAAUGAACCGCAGACACUCCCUGAACGCGGACUCAUCCAGGGAGCGCUUGUACGUGGCGUACCCCAAAACGGGAGCCAGCCUGCGGUCCAAGCGGAGCCUCUCCAUGAGCGGCGAGCUCCCGCAGCUGCAAAGCACAACAAACAUUCACCGGGCUCGCGACAAGUUGUCCAGGUCCGAGUGGCUUCUGGAGAGCACUUUAUGAUUUGGAGUAUACUGCUUGCAUCCUUUGGGUUUUUUUUUUUUUUUUUCUGGAUUGGAUUUGUGGCCUGCUGUGGAAGCUGCCCUGAAGGUCGCCUGCACAACUCUUAGGGAAUAUUAUGGCUUCACUUUUGUUUUUAUACACUAUAACCUAUCAAUGUCUUCUUUCAUAAGGGACUUUGGGCGGACCAAGAAAAGCACAAGUGUAUAAAAGCACUCCUGUACAAAUGUUUUGUUGCGUGUAAAAACCUGAGCGGACACUGUAUUAUACAGACGGUGGGGGGCGUGGCCUAAAGACAAACAGCAAGCACACAUAUUCCGAGAGUUACUGAAUGUGCUUUACAUCCCAGACGCAGCACAAUGCAGCAUUUUUUUCGUGGCACACGUUGACUCAGCCUUGAUACUGCCCUCCGGUUUGAAUCGAUCAAAUCGUUUCUAUCAUUACUUCAUUACAUAAAGACCCCAAAAAAAUGCUUUGAAUGAUGACUGGCGCAGACGCAACGCCGCAACAAGCGAAAGGAGAAAUGAUGUGGCGUUCUGCGUGGAUGAGCUCCAGACCAAUGAGACAUUUCCAUGCUCCUUCUUCUUCUUCUUUUUUUUUUUUUUUAUAUAGACUUUUUUUUUUUUACGUAUUACCAUGACAUGCUGGUGUAAAUUAACUUGUAAGCGAAAGGACAAUUGCGGGUACGGGAUUGAUUUUGCUGUUGUUUCUGUUUGAUGUUUAACAGUAUAAAUAAAGCCGUGAUACAAGGGACGUUCCAUAUGUCAUAUCCAACACUACCGUCGAUGCUUUGCAGUAGCCAUCGGGGAGCCACUUCCAGAAGUUUCCACCAAUUUCUUUGGAGCUGUCAAUCCUGAUCAGGCUCAUGUUUGUACCGCGGGGGGGUUUUUGUUGGCGGGAUGACUACAUCGGAUUCGUAAAUUGUGAGACGUCAUGCCAACAAAUGCCAUUAAUUAGAUGACUCUGUCCUGAGUCACACCAUUUUUUUUUUAAAUGGUGUUCUUCCCGCUUCAUUAACGUCAUCUAGGGUCUCAUGUUCACCCUAUUAGGUACCGCACCCCCACGUCUGUGCUAUAGUACACAUGACAUUUGGACUGAAUAUCUCAUUCAUUCAUUUUCUACCACUUUUCCUCACAAGGGUCGCGGGGGUG
Doryrhamphus excisus (bluestripe pipefish) is the source of this 4135-nucleotide messenger RNA. RefSeq names its product leucine rich repeat and fibronectin type III domain containing 5b (gene lrfn5b). The record is from RefSeq and is a predicted model, not a curated record. NCBI's taxonomy places the organism in Eukaryota, Metazoa, Chordata, Actinopteri, Syngnathiformes, Syngnathidae. Gene Ontology annotation, molecular function: protein binding.